AUGUCGUCAGUCAAGUUGACCCUUUCGAUUUCCAUAUUUUCUCUACUAUUUUCUUUGGGUUUUCUAAUUCUAAUUGCACGUGAUGUUGGACAACUUUUUGAAGAAUUGGAUCAAGGAAUGCAAAUGGUUAAGGUUAGCUAGAAAUAAAUAAAGAUGAGCUAAAUAAUUUUGAAUUUUUUCAGAGAGAAACAGAUUUGGGUUGGCGAUACAUGGUUGAAAUUCGAGAAGAUGUUGCAAAUAUUGCUAGGAUUCGCAGGGAAAAUUAUGGAGGAUACCGUAUGUCAAAAAUUAAAAUGAAAAAAUAUUAAAUUUUUCAAAAAUAAGAUUCCAACCUACCUUUAACGUGCGAAAAAUUUUUCUCCGGAAAAUUGGAGGCGGUUUUGAAAAAGUUAAAAACCGGCAAUUUCUUUCAAACUAAAAAUCGACUCAAAUCCUAGAAAAUUUCGAUUUUCCAGAAGCUUCUGGAAGUGUGAGCGAUUUCGAAGCCGACGGCUCGGGAGAAUUCCCACCUGAGCGAAUUCCAAUGAUGCCAAGUUUCGGCCCACAUUGCGCUUGCUCUUCAUUCUCCAAUCCAUGUCCUCCCGGCCCUGCUGGCCCAAUCGGAGAUCAAGGAAUUGAUGGAGAAGACGGUAUUGACGGAGUCGAUGGUUAUGAUGGUUUUGAUGCACAUCCAAGCCCGCCAGCUGCACCGUCACACGCGCCAUUUAAUUGUCCGCGCGGUCCACCGGGAGAGCAAGGAGUCGACGGUCCACGUGGAAAACGUGGAUUACGUGGGCCACGAGGAAUUCCAGGUAGACCAGGUAGAAAUGGUGCGACUGGAAUGCCUGGAGAAAUGGGACAACCUGGAAUACCUGGAGGAGAUGGAAUUGUUGGAAAACGAGGUGUAAAUGGAAUCGAUGGUGUGAAAUAUAUAAACCGCCCUGGGGUUAAAGGUGCAAUGGGUCCACCAGGAAAAGAGGGACAACCUGGAAUGCGCGGUAAAGAUGGAGUUGUUGGUUUGGAAGGUCUUCAAGGAUACGUAGGAAUGGCUGGGUUAGCAGGAACUGAAGGCCCGGGAGGAUCACAUGGUCCACUUGGACCAGCUGGAAAACCUGGAAAGGAUGCUGGUUACUGUAGAUGUCCGGAUCGAUAUGAUAAUGAUAUUCCCACUUUAACAAGAAGUCUAUGA
This is a messenger RNA of Caenorhabditis angaria, 1168 nucleotides long. NCBI's taxonomy places the organism in Eukaryota, Metazoa, Nematoda, Chromadorea, Rhabditida, Rhabditidae. The record is from the annotation of a GenBank genome assembly.